Clunio marinus is the source of this 330-nucleotide messenger RNA. The record is from the annotation of a GenBank genome assembly. NCBI's taxonomy places the organism in Eukaryota, Metazoa, Arthropoda, Insecta, Diptera, Chironomidae.
AUGUUAACUCAAAAAACAGAAAAUCCUUUCGUAGUGAAAAUUGAAAUUUAUCACAACAUCAGUAAUUUGCAGCAAAUGUAUGGUUUAUUGAAUAAACAUGACGUGUCUGGAAAGAUGAUUCAAUUAGUUUUGAAAAAAUUUGACAUAAAGGGCUUCGUGAAUGUGAAAUGUGUAAAAGCAAAUGUAGAGAAACUUCAAGAAGAAUCGUUUUCGAUCAGCGAAGGUUUUCCAUUGUUUGUGGAUUCAGCAAAUCUCCAGGAAGUUUCUCUAAAUUCAAUAAAUUCUCAAACAGAUUUUUUAUUGCCAUCAAUUGAUAUGCAGAAUUUCUGA